ACGCCGGGCGGAUGUAAGAUUCGCCGAUCCCGGGGACGGCCGGCCUACUCCAUGAUUCGGGAACCUUCACGUACGCCAUGUCACCCGAUCCGUGCAAACUGUCGCCUUUGUAGCGUUCUUCCGUAGCUGACAAACGAUCCUUGUUCUCCUAACAAAGCUCUCCUCAUGUUUGCGCAUUCGUGAAGAUUUCCUUCUCUUCAUACAACUCACUGAUCGCAGCUUCCAUAACACCAGCGCAGCUCUCCACCGCUAAGUCGCCCCACCAGUCAACUGUCAUCACGCGCCACGCCUUCGAAGCUCCCUCACCUGUAUCACUCCGUACACGUAUAUCACUCCAUCUCUCCAGUCGACCCAUCACACCAUGCCGAUUCGCAUCCGGUUACGCGCGCCCAAUGGCACCCACACACUAUCACUCGACGACAACGCCGCCGUCUCGGAUCUUCUCUCCUCUAUCAGCGAAAAGACAGAACUACCACUCUUCGAGCUGAAAUGGAACCACCCGCCCCAACCGCUCGACCCUUCCCUAUACGGCAUGUCGACGUUGCUGAAGGAUAUCGAUCUCAAGCUGAACGGCGCGUCCAUCAUAGUCAUUGCACAAGCCACGGGCGACCCGAGUGAGCGGAAACAGGAGCAAGAACUACAAGCAAAUACAUCACAGGCGGCGCCGCUAUCCCUUCAACGGAAGCAGAACUCAGCGCUCAAAGAAACGCCUGAAGUUCCCGUGCCUGAUCGCGGUGGCACUAUGGUCCUUCGCGUUAUGCCUGACGACAACUCCUGCAUGUUCCGAGCUGUUGGUAGCGCCGUUCUGACCGAUUCUCUCGAUUCCAUGACCGAGCUUCGAUCGAUGGUUGCGCAAGCUAUUCAAAGAGACCCGGAACAGUACAACGAAGCGAUCCUGCAACGCUCUCCAGAUGAGUACUGCAAAUGGAUAUCGUACGCCGACUCGUGGGGUGGUGGCAUCGAACUCAGCAUUCUCUCUCAAGAGUUUGACAUCGAGAUCGCCAGUGUCAAUGUUCAAGACAACCGGGUGGACCGAUUUAACGAGGGCAGACCGCGGCGCUGUAUCGUGGUGUAUUCUGGUAUCCACUACGACACGAUCGCCUUCGUGCCCCAGGGUGCGUCAACGCAAGAUCCUUCGCAAGAUGUCAAGAUAUUCGAUGCGGCGGACGAUGUGAUUCUUGAAGCUGCGAGAGAACUCUGCGGGCAGCUGAAGAAAGCCCAUUAUUACACUGAUACACAGAAAUUCGACCUCAAGUGCAACACAUGUGGUUGGAAGGGGGCAGGAGAACGGGGAGCGAUGCAGCACGCAGCCGAAACUGGACAUAGUGACUUCGGAGAGGCAGACUAAUCGAUCUUUUGAUACCCGUGGACGCCUUUAAUAGGUCUUGUACCAUUUGCCAUGUCAACAUUGUAUUUACGUUCUCUGUACUAGUAUCAAAUACAUCGAUGGCAGUCUCUUUCGGCUCGCUCUUGGUCACCAUGAGCCACAGCGAAAUUCCAAAAUCUUGUUAUAACUUACACUGAAAGGUGAAUAUGUUCUGUGGAAGCAUUUUUAUCUAGACAG
Alternaria rosae is the source of this 1564-nucleotide messenger RNA. RefSeq lists its product as uncharacterized. The coding region runs from base 362 to 1348 and encodes 328 amino acids. The record is from RefSeq and is a predicted model, not a curated record. Gene Ontology annotation, molecular function: cysteine-type deubiquitinase activity. Gene Ontology annotation, cellular component: nucleus; cytosol. Lineage: Eukaryota; Fungi; Ascomycota; Dothideomycetes; Pleosporales; Pleosporaceae. The transcript has a single exon. Gene Ontology annotation, biological process: endoplasmic reticulum unfolded protein response; protein deubiquitination.